AUGGCAGAAACGACAGAGGACGGUAAAAUCGACACGGAUAAAAAACAACUUGUUAAACUUGUGGAGGACUUGAAACGCUUCAAUGCAGCGCAACAAGCAGAAAUCGAUCUGUUUGAGCGAUACAUUAGUCGACUGGACCCACAGACUCAAUCGGAGAGGUUUGAAACAUCAUUACAGAUGGAAAUGGCAACGAGUCCAGGAAGGAAAACUAAAGUACGCACUCCAGAAAGACAACAGCUCCUGACGCUGGAACAGAAAUGUGAUAUCGCCAUAAGCAUGCAUAAACAGAUGACUGAGGAUCUGAAGAGAGCAAAACACCAUUCAGAAAGGGAGCUGGACAAUUACAAGGCAACUCUGGAAGAAGCUGAUAUCCACUUGGCGGAGGUUAAAAAAGAAUGUUGCCAGUUUGAUCGUGACAUUGGUAAAGCGCUGCGGGACAAAAAGUGUGUGACGAUGAGUGCUGAGAAGGUCAUCAGAUACAUUGAGGAUAAAGUAAAGACCAAGGAGAACCUGAUUGAGAAGUUGCAUCAGAAGAAUGCAGGACUCCUUGCAUACAAGAAAAAACUACAAAUCCAGUUAAAACAACAAGAGGAGAUGGGUGAAGGGCUGACAGCUUUGGACUUUGAGCAGCUCAAGUUUCAGAACAUGAAAUGUAGGAAGCGACAGGAUGAGCAAAACCUCAAACAUAUGGAACUUAAACUGCUCGCAGGGAAGACCUUGCACGUCUUGAAUUCUGAGAAGGAGAAGCUUCAGACCUUGACGCAUGAGUCAGAUGUGCUAAACAGUGACAUUGGUUUACGGGAGAAGUUACUGGUUAAGAUUGAGGAGGAGACCAAGCAAGCGGAGGAGGAACGAAACAAAGCAGAGGCUCUGAACAGGAAGUUGAGGGGCCAGUUGGCCGAUUUUCAGGUACCACAUGUUUUACAAUACAUCAAAGUUAAAGAGUCUCACAGCCAGCUCCAGAAGAGUGUUAAGGAAUGGGAACGCAAGGUGGAGAUUGCAGAGAUGUCAUUAAAAACAUACACAAAAUCCUGGGACAAGCUUCGGAUCGCUGCUGGAGCCAGACCAGUUCCUGCUCGACUUGCAGCCUAUGGGUUCUGACCAGAACUACUGUUGUAAAUAACCUCAAUGAUGCCCAUACAGCAUAAAACACAAAAGCAUCAAUAUAAACAAUAAAAACUACACAACAAUG
Labeo rohita (rohu) is the source of this 1192-nucleotide messenger RNA. RefSeq names its product coiled-coil domain containing 113 (gene cfap263). NCBI's taxonomy places the organism in Eukaryota, Metazoa, Chordata, Actinopteri, Cypriniformes, Cyprinidae. Bases 1 to 1101 code for a protein of 366 amino acids. Gene Ontology annotation, cellular component: axoneme; ciliary basal body. Gene Ontology annotation, biological process: cilium assembly. The transcript is spliced from 8 exons. The record is from RefSeq and is a predicted model, not a curated record.